This is a messenger RNA of Alternaria alternata, 430 nucleotides long. RefSeq lists its product as hypothetical. The coding region runs from base 95 to 382 and encodes 95 amino acids. The transcript has a single exon. NCBI's taxonomy places the organism in Eukaryota, Fungi, Ascomycota, Dothideomycetes, Pleosporales, Pleosporaceae. The record is from RefSeq and is a predicted model, not a curated record.
ACUACCAUAUUCCAACUACCUGACAUACCAAACCACUGCGACCAUCUACAUCUUCACUCAAAAUCAUCACAAAAACUCACGACCAUCACCCAAGAUGCCUAUCUUCCGUACCCUGACUACCAAACUCAAAACCUCUCUGUCUUCCUCCCCGGAUUCUUCACCAGAACAAUCACCUACUUCACCCCAAGUUUCCUCCUUUGAGAAGGUCAACGGACGCAAAGAAACGAGUGUUAGCGGUGCCGUGAAGAGGCCUGAAGUGCAAGCUAGAGCCGACUCGUACAUGACGCAAUCGAGCAAUGCAAGCAACGAGAGUGUAGAAGAAAAGAAACAGCGAAGGAUGAGCCGAUUCAGGGAAGAACUAGACUUUGAGGCUGAGGACUGAAUGAGGAUGUGAGAAAGUAACAAGGAGUGCGGUGUCAUCAAAUGUAUG